Molecule: messenger RNA, 675 nt
Organism: Amphimedon queenslandica
Lineage: Eukaryota; Metazoa; Porifera; Demospongiae; Haplosclerida; Niphatidae
Product: ubiquitin carboxyl-terminal hydrolase 47-like
Exons: 7
Coding region: 32-565 (177 amino acids)
Source: RefSeq, a predicted model, not a curated record
AGGAAUUGACUGUGUCCUUGAAUUAGACAAAAUGAGAUUACGUUACAAGAGGGGAGUGUACCCUGGUACAGUAUAUCUUGAUCAUCAGGUGAUUGAUACUUAUAGUAAGGAAAUGUAUGUGGAACCAUUGAAAGAACCAGAGAAGAACAAUGAAGCACAGAUACAGGUGUAUGUUAUAAGAUGGCGUCCAUCACAAUGUUCAGUUGAUCCAAUAGAAGAAAUUAUACUGGAUAAUGAUGAUUAUGAUCCUAAGCAUGUUAUUGGAAAGCUGUCAGAGUUAAGUGGAGUUCCUGUUGAGUAUAUCUAUUAUACAGAGAGACUAUCAUUUCCAGCUGAGAUAUCAUGUCUUGAUAUUGAGAAUAGGUUGUACUGGUAUUCCAUCACCUCAGACAGACCAUACUCAUUACCACUAUAUGAUGAUGGAUAUGUCAUAUAUUACAAAGACAAAAGAGAGAGAAUGAAAGAGUUAACAGAUAAAGAGAGAUCAGAAAUACAAGAGGCAGAGUAUGCAAGGUUGGAGAGGAUUAGGGAAUGCAAAUCAAAGCAUGAGCAUAGAUAUUGGUAAUAGGAUUAACUGAAUGGAUUGGUUUAAUUUCUAAGCGCCAUGUUAAUUUUAUUUUUGUAAUUGCAAUCCUUCAAAAAAUAACUCACUAUGUAAUAAUUUUUUUAUAAAUA